UCGGGGAGGGGGGGGGACAAGGUGAAGACAACAGGACAGCGGACGGAGUUUCUUUAGUGGGAAAGCGGUGUGUGUGUCUGUGCGUGUGUGUGUGGAGGUCCAGACGAGGACAGUCGAAGCGCGCCGGCUGUUUGCUCCGUCGUGCGUCCUGGACACGAUUCCUGAGCUGCGUCCUGCCCGUUCAUUACCCUUUCCAUGAAAUUGGGUGGACAGAUAGGAGUUCUUAAAGGGACCGGUCGAUUAGAUUUUGAUGGUCAUCUGGGAUUUUCACCAACAGGCGAGGAGAGGAUUUUCAAGCCAAGACAGAAUUAAAAGGUGCUGGUGAGACCAGUGGAUGCCAUUCCCUACAGAGGGAACACUGAAGGAACACCAUGGCCUUAGCGGGAUGCCCUGACUACUUCUUACGUCACCCAAACUACCAGGAGAGCAUGGACCGCACUUCCUCUCGCCGGCCUGAGGAGCUGAUUGUUCCAGGCUUUCAGCGUUCGGCCAAUCAAAAUUUGCCACAUCACCAUGACGACGAUGUGGACCUGGAGCAGCUGGUGAAUGAGAUGAACUCCUCCAUGGAGAGUGUGUACUCGACACAGGCAGACACGGCGCUUCUCUUGAACAAUGGCCACAUGCACACUCCGCACAAUCAUCACCACCAUGUGCACGCUGCCUACCCCGGACACAGCCAGGCCCACCGUCGCCACACCCCGCCCCUGCCCCCUUCCUCUCCUUCCAGGGAGAGGCUGCGGCACUCUCAGCCCAUGCACAUCCAGGCCGUCAGGUGCCUGCAGGAAGAGCAGCAGCUGCGCCCAGCCUCCUUGCCAGCCAUCCCUAACCCUUUCCCUGAGCUCUGCAGCCCAGCAGGCUCCCCUGUUCUCAGCCCCAUACAGACCUCUGACAACCACAUAGUGAAGGUGUGGAGUGAAGAUGGGGCCGGUAAAGUGGUGGAGAUCCCAGCAGACAUGACGGCCAGAGACGUCUGCCAGCUCCUGGUCUACAAGAGCCACUGUCUGGACGACAAUGCUUGGACGCUUGUGGAGCACCACCCCAUCCUCGGCCUUGAGAGGUGUCUGGAGGACCACGAGCUGGUGGUUCAGGUUCAGGCCUCCAUGAGCAGCGAAAGUAAAUUCCUCUUCAGGAAGAACUAUGCCAAAUAUGAAUUCUUCAGGAACCCCCUGAACUUUUUUCCAGAGCAGAUGGUGGCUUGGUGUCAGGAGUCUGAUGGCUCAAUCCCUCAGUCACAGCUCCUACAGAACUUUCUGAACUCCAGCAGCUGUCCAGAGGUUCAGGGCUAUCUGUACAUGAAGGAGCCUGGACGCAAGUCCUGGAAGAAGCUCUACAUGUUCCUGCGUCGCUCGGGUCUCUACUGUUCUACUAAAGGAACAUCCAAGGAGCCCCGGCAUCUGCAGCUGCUGUCAGAUCUGGAAGACAGUAACAUCUUCACCAUCAUCACAGGCAGAAAACUUCACAAUGCCCCCACAGACUACCAGUUCUGCAUCAAGCCCAGCAAAGCGAGGAGUGACUGUAAGGAGCUAAAGAUGCUGUGUGCAGAGGACGAACAGAGCAGGACCUGCUGGAUGACUGCCUUCAGACUGCUCAAAUAUGGGAUCGUACUGUAUCAGAGCUACAGCAUCCCCCAGCAGAGGAAGUCUAACCUUUCGCCUUUCUCGGCGCCUGUGCGGAGUGUAUCUGAGAACUCCUUGGUCGCCAUGGACUUCUCGGGACGGACCGGUCGCGUCAUCGACAACCCCGUCGAGGCCCAGAGCGCCGCCCUGGAGGAGGGACAGACCUGGAGGAAGCGGAGCCAGCGUAUGAAUGUCCUGGGCAGUCCCAGCCCCCUGCACCCUUCCUCCCUGAGCACAGUGAUCCACAGGACACAGGUAUGGUUUCAUGGUCGCAUCAUGAGAGAGGAAGCCCACAAAAUGAUCAUCCAACAAGGCCAAGUAGACGGGUUGUUCCUGUUGCGGGACAGUCAAAGUAAUCCCAAGGCAUUCGUGCUCACCUUGUGCCACCACCAGAAGAUCAAGCACUUCCAGAUCCUACCGUGUGAGGAGGACGGACAGGUGUUCUUCAGCCUCGACGACGGCGCCACCAAGUUCACCGACCUGAUUCACCUGGUGGAGUUCUACCAGCUCAACAGAGGAGUGCUGCCCUGCAAACUCAAACACCCUUGCACCGCCGUGGCCUUGUGACACUCCACCCCUCCCCCACACACACACCUCCACCCUUUUUUUGCACACCUUUCACCCUGAAACCCUCCCCCCACCCCCCAACUCCUUCCGCCCUCUGCCCCCUCCCUCACCAAUGCAACGAGGCUGGGGAGACAGAGAAAAGUUAAGUCAAGUUUUGGGGAAGUGAACAACUCGAGCAGGAGCCGGCAUUUCAAGUUUGAUGUCCUCAGCGCACCGUGCUUUUCUCCGCCUUACCGCUGUUUGGAUG
Molecule: messenger RNA, 2430 nt
Organism: Toxotes jaculatrix (banded archerfish)
Lineage: Eukaryota; Metazoa; Chordata; Actinopteri; Toxotidae
Product: growth factor receptor-bound protein 10-like
Exons: 18
Coding region: 372-2183 (603 amino acids)
Biological process (GO): negative regulation of Wnt signaling pathway; negative regulation of insulin receptor signaling pathway; insulin receptor signaling pathway
Molecular function (GO): insulin receptor binding
Source: RefSeq, a predicted model, not a curated record